This is a messenger RNA of Cannabis sativa, 2968 nucleotides long. Its product is annotated as BRAP2 RING ZnF UBP domain-containing protein 2-like. Lineage: Eukaryota; Viridiplantae; Streptophyta; Magnoliopsida; Rosales; Cannabaceae. Gene Ontology annotation, cellular component: cytoplasm. Gene Ontology annotation, molecular function: ubiquitin protein ligase activity. Gene Ontology annotation, biological process: Ras protein signal transduction; protein ubiquitination. The transcript has 3 exons. The record is from RefSeq and is a predicted model, not a curated record. The coding region runs from base 861 to 1184 and encodes 107 amino acids.
ACACCAUUAACAUUUGUUUUAUUUUAUAAACGACAUCAUUAGCUAGUAACUAAAAACUCACUGUCACUGUUAAUAAUAAUUAAAUGAUGACGUGGCACUUCGUAUAUAUAUCUUAAACUCCUGAUUAGCGCUCUAAUCCAAACUCAAUUCCUCCUGUGAUUAAUGAUUACCGCUAAAACUUCAGUUAUUUCUUACUUACAAAACCAAAAACACCAAAGUUUCUCUUUCUACUUCUUCUUGUCGCUCUUGGCUCACCGGUCUGUCAACUCGCCGGAGCUACCGCUUUCUUGGGCCACACGACUGUCGAAGAAAGCGAGUGCUCACGUAAGUCUUGUUUGUUAUCACCGUAAGUUUUCUUGUGGUUUCUCUGAUCUUGGCGGAUAAAGAUUGUCUGUGGGUGGAUUUUGAUUAAUCAAAUUGCAAUGACUGUACUUGAAUCUUUUAAAUUGCUUAUUAGAGGAGUCUCGUAUUAGUUUUAAUGAUAAAUUGAGUUUGUAGAUUGUGUAUGAAAAUGAUUUGAUGAAAUGCCUGAAUGAAUUUAACGAUCCUAAAUAAUCCAAACUUGAAGUUUUUUCAGUAAUCCACUCAUGAACAUUGGAGUUUUAGAGUAUGUAUACACAUUAUUAUUAUUAUAUAUCUAUAUACUGUUCGUGUAUGAAUAAAAGCAUUUCAUUUCUUGAGUUUUUUUUAACAGUUAUGGCUUUCUUUUUGAUGUAUGAAGAGGGCUUUUUUUCCUUUUCAAGAGAAAUUCCUUGUUAAGAAAACAGAACCAUUUAUGUAUAUUGAUAAAAUUAAAGUGCUUUGUUAGUUAUCUUCUAAUCUCAGAUCUAUCAAGCUUAGACACUCUUAGUCUUAGAGCCAUGUCAACCAAAGAGCCAUGUCAAAAUGACUUCACUCAACGUUUUAAGUUAUCUUCUUGUAGAGGCUUCAUUGUACUCUAUAUGAAUAAUGACGUUCUUCCUGCUAAAAGAAGUCCCCUGGUUUGUGUUUGUCAAGUACCAAAUCAGAUAACAUAUGCAGAUUUUUGCCAGUUCUGUGGUCCUGAUUUUAUAAAUCAAAUUUCGCAAAUGCAAAUUAUCAGAAUUUCUGAUCAUAAUGAGAAUCGUUGUUAUAGCAUUCUGAUUAAGUUUUAUUGUCAAGACUCUGCUGAUAGAUUUUUCAGGCACUUCAAUACCCAAUUCUGAUCGUAUGAUUCACCCCACAUCCAAUUGAACUUGGAAACGUUAACUUGAACAAUUUUUUUAAUCAUAAUUCUCUUUUUUUUUAUCUGUCUCUUGUUUUGAAUUUAGAAAGUGGUUUGUCGUGUGUAUUUCACGGCUCAAGAACGGUACAUUUACCAGAAAGCUAUUGAGUCUCGGGAAAUUUCAGCUAAAAAGCCGCCCAUUUGUCUGAUUUGUCUUGCGAAGUAAUAAUUUUUGCUCUCUCUUCUUUCAUUUUUAUUUUUGUGUUUGAUGCAAUUGCUCAGUCUAAAGAGGGACAUGACAUAAGACAUUGGAAAGAUACACAGCACCUUUAUUUUCAGUCUUAUCAAAUCAAAACAAGAUUGUGAUGAUGUGGUUCGAAGUAUAUUGCUGAGAACCCUUUGAUUAUCUUUUCUCACCCGAGCCUAACCAAUGCAAAAGUCUGCAACUUGAUGACGAUCGACGGUUCGGGCUGGGAGGAAGACAUUCUUAGUGAUUUUCUACUGCCUCGUGAUAGAGUGUUGGUGCAGUCUAUCCCUGUUCUAUCUCGAUCAAUGAUGGAUACCUUAAAUUGGUCGCUUGAUCUUUCUGGGUUAUAUUCAGUGAAGAGUGCAUAUAAACUUCUGCAGCAACUUAAUGGGGAGUUUGGGUUGGAUGUUUUAGCUGAAGACAGGUUUUGGAGGAAGCUGUGGAAGCUAAAAACCCACCCAAAAUGAAAAAUUUGUUAUGGCGUGCAACGAAAAUUUGUCUCCUAACAAUGACACAGCUGCAAUUGAAAAGAGUACAUGUGAAUUUCACUUGUCCGGUCUGCAAUAUGGCUCCAGACCAUUGAACAUGCUCUUUUAUUGUGUCCAGUUGAAGUAGCUGUGUGGAAUCGGGUGGGUAUUGGCACGGUAUUGCAGCAUGAGUUCUCUUUUUUGGGUUGGUGCAUGUAUCAGUUUGAAAUUCUUGUUUGGAUAAUGCAAACUUACUGGUGGCUUUGUGCUGGGCAAUCUGGAAUGCUAAGAAUGAUAAAGUUUGGCAAGAUAGGGUUAUGGAGAUCGAAGGCAUCGUUGCAUCUGCAACAAACUACCUUAAUCAAUGGGGUGUUGCUCAAAAUUCAAACAAUGAGCUAUUGUUCACCGGGUUCAUUCUGGGGGAUGGGGCUGAGCAUUAGAGUGCUCCAAGUGUUAAUAGUAUUAAGGUGUAUGUUGAUGCGGCUAUGUUUAAUGAUUCUUCUACCUAUGGAGUUGGUUUUGUGGCGAGAGAUUCCAGUGGUUUCUUGGUUGAAGGCGGUACAAAGUUGUUUCAUGGCGCGAUUUCUCCAGUGGUGGCCGAAGCAAUUGGAGUCCGGGAGGCAUUGAGUUGGAUCAAAGAUCAUUCAUGGCUUUAUCUGACUUUAGAAACGGAUUACAUUUUAGUUGUUGAAGCUGUUUGUAGCUCUAUGGUUAUGUUUUCUUUAUUUGGCAAAGUUGUUAGUGAUUGUAAGAAUUUGUUAAGUUCUUUGCGUAAUGUUUCUUUUCAUUUUGUAAAACGAUCAACAAGUGUAGCGGCUCAUUCUUUUGCGAGGGCCUCUAUAUCUUACCCUGAUCGUCUGUUCAACUUGUACACUGUUCCAGUUGAGUUGUUGUCUAGUUUGGUAACAUAGAUUUUCGUUUAAUAAAAUAACUUUCAAUUAAAAAAAAAAACAAAAUAAAAUUUCCAAUUAAUAAUUUAGAAAAGAUAUAAGUCUCUCUCAUAAAACUCUUUUAGUUUUUCAGCUAUGAAGUAGCUAUUGUGUUUAGUAUUAAGAUAUUUUAUAAUUUGUU